AUGAAGAGAGCAUUCGUGACUGUUGGGACCACCAGUUUCGAUGACCUCGUCGCUAGUGUGGCCGCUCCGGACUGCGUCGAGAUCCUCAAGAGUCUCGGUUACAACCAACUUGUCCUCCAAAUUGGGAGAGGCACAGUGGUUCCUGAACCAUUCAGUACUGAGUCAUUCACUCUGGAUGUUUACAGGUAUAAGGAUUCUUUGAAAGAAGACCUUCAGCAAGCAGAUCUUGUCAUCAGCCACGCAGGUGCAGGAAGUUGCUUGGAGAGUCUGGAAAAAGGCAAGCCACUUGUGGUAGUUGUAAAUGAAAAGUUAAUGAACAAUCAUCAAUUCGAAUUGGCAAAGCAGUUGCACAAAGAAGGACAUCUCUUCUAUUGUACCUGCAGGGUCCUGUCUUGUCCUGCGCCAGUCAGCCUCUUGCUUCUGCUUCUGGAAAUUGCCAAGAUUCUUCAGCUGCCGCACCUGCCUUCUGCCUAGACCUUGAGCUGUUUCGGAUACCUGCCUACACAACUUGCCGCCAUUGCCUAGUCCUCCCUGCAUUCUGUGUUUUCUUCUUUUUCACCCCUCUGUUCCUUUCUCCUCAUCCCAUGCACAAUGAAUAAAGGAUGGAAAAACUGCGGCCAGAAGUCUUUGAGUGAGGCAUCAAUGGAUGAAUAUUUAGGCAGUUUAGGGCUGUUUCGGAAGGUGAUUGCCAAGGAUGCCUCUUGCCUUUUCCGGGCUAUUUCCGAGCAGCUGUUUUACAGCCAGAUCCAUCAUUUACAAAUCAGGAGAGCUUGUGUCUCAUAUAUGAAGGAAAAUCAAGAAACUUUUGAGUCUUAUGUAGAGGGAUCUUUUGAGAAAUAUCUUGAACGGUUGGGAGAUCCCAUGGAGAGUGCUGGCCAGCUGGAAUUAAGAGCUCUUUCUCUAAUUUAUAAUCGAGAUUUCAUUCUUUACCGGUAUCCUGGAAAGCCACCAAUACAUGUCACAGAUAAUGGCUUUGAAAAAAAGAUUCUUCUCUGUUAUUCAAAUAAUGGCCACUAUGAUUCUUUGUACUCAAAAGAAUUUCAAUCAACUGCAGGAAUUUGCCAAGCUAUAUUAUAUGAAAUGCUUUAUAAAGAUGUAUUUGCUGUGGAUGAAGAACUAUUGAAAACUGCAGUUGAUUUGUUUCGAAUUGGUUCCAGGAGAAACAAAAAUCAUGCUUUGACUGGAAAUAUAGAAGCCAGUACUGAUCAGAAAAGCUCAACUGAGGAUAGAAUCAAAGAGAUUGGUGCCAGCUCCAGUAUCGAAAAUACACCAGAAGACAGUAAGCAAGGAACAGAAGAACAGAAGUCUCCAGAAACUCCAUCGAAGAUUCCCUUUCCUUAUAAAGUGCUGAAAGGUCUAGCUCCAGAAAUCUAUCGCAAUAUAGAAUUUGAUGCUUGGUUGGACAGUAGAAAAGAACUUCAAAAACCUGAUUGCAUAGAAUAUGCUGGAAGACUUUACCAUUUAGGGGACAAGUGUCAGGUUUGCUUGGAACCAGAUGGAAAAUAUUAUAAUGCUCAUAUUCAAGAAAUUGAAAGUGACAAAAACUCACUAAUAGUUUUCAUUGAGGAACUGGCAGAAAAGCAUGCAGUUCCGAUGACUAAUGUAAAACCAGUCAACCAAGUGGCACUUCUUCCUUCCUGGAUUACUAUUCCAACCCGUAAAGGAAGAGGUUACCAGGCUAUAACUGGAGGCUAUUUCCCACAAAUAGUUUUGACAGAUAUGAACAUGAAGCAACGGAAGAAGAUGUCCAAGAAAGUUCGAGGAAAAGAAGUUUAUAUGACCAUGGCUUAUAGCAGGGGAGACCCGCUUAUCCCACCCAGAAUUCAGCAUAGUAUGCAUUUUGGGCAUGACCCACUAUUGUACUAUUCACAGACAGCUGGCCAAAUUUUGUCUAGUGAACAUUUCUACCCUCAACAUUCAUCUCAAAGACAAGGUCGGGGAUAUGGGAUGCCCAGGGAUUCGUCUCACUUAGUAAACAGGCAAAACAUGCCAAAUCCUAAAGUUGGAUUUUACCCUGGCCAAGGUAGAAGGUGCUGCCAGAACUAUGAUAAUGUCUCCUAUAGGUCUCGUUCUUUUAGGCGUAGCCACCGUCAGAUGGAAUGCAUGAAUAAGGAAUGUCAGUAUGGUUUUGUUCCUAAGAAUGGCGUGGAAGAAAAUGUUACAUUUUAUGCACCUGAAGGGAAUGAGAAUGCAACUUUACCUAGCAGUGGUGAUUCCACUUCAAUGGUUCCUGUUACUUCAGGAUACCGUGUUGCAAGUCAGGGAUAUAACUCAUGCAAACCAACUUUGAAUUCAGAAAACAGCACUGACCAGUGUGGCAACGGAGGAUAUCAUGGAGAUUAUCUUUAUUCUUCAGAACAAGGCUAUGAAACUUCCAGUGUAUAUACCACAACUGUAUCUACAGCAAACCUGGAUACCAUACAGCCUGUCUUUGUACCUCCUUCUGCACAAGAUAGUCAAGCCUAUCUUCAGCCCUCAGCAGCAAAAGCAAUGGCAAUACCACUACCACCACCUCCUCCUCCACUUCCUUCUCUAACUUCUUUUGAAGCAGGAGAUGCUUCAGGCUUACCUCCACCACCACCACCACCACCGCCACCACCGCCACCUUUUUCCUGUGAUCCAAGUGGAAGUGAUCUGCCACAAGAUACAAAAGUUUUGCAGUACUAUUUUAAUCUUGGAUUGCAGUGCUAUCAUCAUAAUUACUGGCACUCCAUGGUGUAUGUGCCACAUGUGCAGCAGCAGCAGCAACAGCAGCAGCAGCAGCAGCAGCAGCAGCAGCAGCAGCAGCAGCAGCUUCAUGUAGAGAGUUAUCCGGAGUAUACUGAGCAACCUCUUGUAGACCAAAGUGUUUCUCAUUUGUACAGUGAUGUAGAGAGGGCAGAUGACACACAGGCGGGGGUAUCAACAAAUGAUACUUUUCCCGUUGCUGAUGCCGUACCUGUCCCUCAUGGAGCAGUCUAUUAUCCAGUAAUGGCAGAUCCCUAUGGGUCAACUUUGCCAGGUUUUGAUCCUUGCAUUCCUGUGGCAUCAGAUUAUCCCAGUGUUGCCAUGUGGCAUCCAGUUGGUCCAGCAUAUGGUGGUUCUGCCCAAAUGCAUGGUGCUAUAAAUUCUGGACCAGUUAACUAUAUGCUUCUACCUAACACACCUCAUUAUACACCUCAGAAUUAAAAUUUGGCAAUAUAAAAUAUUCUUUGCUGCCAUUUUUACUUUUAUGGUUGAUAAAUGUCUUAUUAGUUCUUAAGUGGUGUAGGUGGUAAAAACGUUGACUAUUGUAUCUCUUUAAAAUUAUUUUACUUUUGAA
Messenger RNA from Microtus oregoni (creeping vole), 3301 nucleotides. RefSeq names its product putative bifunctional UDP-N-acetylglucosamine transferase and deubiquitinase ALG13. The record is from RefSeq and is a predicted model, not a curated record. Gene Ontology annotation, molecular function: hexosyltransferase activity. Gene Ontology annotation, biological process: dolichol-linked oligosaccharide biosynthetic process. Lineage: Eukaryota; Metazoa; Chordata; Mammalia; Rodentia; Cricetidae.